Molecule: messenger RNA, 1686 nt
Organism: Dalotia coriaria
Lineage: Eukaryota; Metazoa; Arthropoda; Insecta; Coleoptera; Staphylinidae
Exons: 4
Coding region: 28-1554 (508 amino acids)
Biological process (GO): proteolysis
Molecular function (GO): cysteine-type endopeptidase activity
Source: RefSeq, a predicted model, not a curated record
ACGUCGGUUAGCUGCAGGUAAAUAAUCAUGGCGACCCCUUCUCGCCAACAAAUCGACGUAAAACUUGCCACCAAUUUUCAAAAAUACGAUAAUGACAAAGCAAAUGACAGGUUCCAAGUAUACAAUACAACAUCCAAAAACCGCGGAGUUGUGAAAAUUAUCAACAUAUAUAAAACAAAUCAUGAUGAUCCAGAAGACCAUUGUAGAAAAGGCUCGGAAAUUGAUGUUCGUAAUUUGGUAUCCCUAUUCGCGCAAAUGGGAUUUACCAUUGAUAUGGAUAAAAAUACCAAAACACGAUCACCAUAUACAAAACAGGAUAUCAUCGAUAUUUUGACUGCAUUCGUUAAAAACGAAACAUUAAAAACCGCCGAUAUAGCGAUGUUAUUUAUCAUGGGCCACGGUGGCAGAUAUUCAAACAAAGAUAUCAUCCACUUAGCCAAUAACGAAGAAUUUAAUAUUGAAGAGGUAAUUGAAUACUUCAACAACUCCAAAUGCAAAUAUAUGCAAAACAAACCAAAACUGAUCUUUUUUCAAAUGUGUAGGGGGGAUGUAUCAGACUUGGGUGUGUCUACUAUACAAACAGACUGUAUUCGUCGUCAAGUAAACCCAAUUAGGAAAGAUAUAAUACCAAGCUUCACCGACUUGCUUAUUAUCAAUUCCACAGUUCCUGGCUUUAGGGCACUGAGAUGUACAAUGGGGGGAAGUAUAUUCAUACAGAAAUUGUGUGAGCAAUUUAUGACAGCAGCUCAUGAAGACGAUGUCCAAACAUUGCUGGUUGCGGUAAACAAAAAGGUUUCCAAAGAGACUUUUUAUGUGGAAUCGAACCAUAUUGUGCAAUCGGCUGAACACACUAACAGAACAUUUGGAAAAUGUUAUCUUAAUCCUGGCAUAUAUCGAGAUGAUAAUGGGGUGGUUAGAUAUAUUAAAACAGACCAGCCUGUGCAACAAGACAAUGUUGCUCACAAAGCGAACACAGCAAAUAUUUCUGCUAGGAAUACAAAAAAACCACAACCUGGAGCUAAUAAAGUGGUUGGGAAAGAUUCUGCUACAAAUAGCAGGGAAAUGCGUACAAAUAACAAAGAACCUAAGCAACCUGCAUUCCAAAAAAAGUCGCAAUUUGGAGCUAAUGAAGUGGUUCGGCCACAUUCUGCAACAUAUAGUUGGGAAUCGCGUACAAACAGAGAACCUAUGCAACCUGCAUUCCAAAAAAAGCUACAACCUGGAGCUAAUGAAGCAGUUAGACCCCAAGUUAAUGUUGAUUACGAAGCAAACGAAACAAAUGUUUCUGAUGAAAAUAGUGGAGAAAUGCUAACAAACGUAGGAGCUUCUGAGCCAGUUGUAAGCAGAAAAGAACUACCAUCUGAGACCAAGGAACGUGGUGGUGCUGGUGAUCCUUCACCAGCUGGAGGGGAAGAAAGUAAUAGUAGAGAGGGGAGUGAUAAUGAAAGAGAUGGAGAAUGUCUAAAUGAUGAUAAAAAAGAAAGUGAUAAAAAAGAACAAAAAGACGACAGCGAAGGCCAUUAUUUAAUCGUUGAUUUAUAUUACGAGUAUUGAGUACCUAAUAUAUUUUAUAAUCACUGAGUUUCGUUAAUAAAUAGACUAGUAUUAGAUUUAAAAAAAUCUACAUUUUAAUAUUGUUCAAAUGAAAAAGUGCUCUUAAUAAACUCUAAAAAUAAACGACAACAA